Messenger RNA from Chaetura pelagica (chimney swift), 2298 nucleotides. RefSeq names its product G protein-coupled receptor 156 (gene GPR156). The record is from RefSeq and is a predicted model, not a curated record. Gene Ontology annotation, biological process: G protein-coupled receptor signaling pathway; gamma-aminobutyric acid signaling pathway. The coding region runs from base 1 to 2298 and encodes 765 amino acids. Lineage: Eukaryota; Metazoa; Chordata; Aves; Apodiformes; Apodidae. Gene Ontology annotation, cellular component: G protein-coupled receptor heterodimeric complex; membrane. The transcript is spliced from 9 exons. Gene Ontology annotation, molecular function: G protein-coupled GABA receptor activity.
AUGGAGCUGGGGUUCAACUGCUCUGAGCUCUGCGAUGGCAGCUCCGGUUUCGGCGGCCGGGCGCAGCAGCAGCGGGUGCUGCAGGAGCUCUGUGCCCUCCCCGUGACAUCUUCGGACCGCAGUGGUAAGAGCUCCCCAUCUUUCUCUGCUGCUCUCCUGGGAGUUGUGUGGACAUUUGUGACUGGUGGAGUCCUGCUAGCACUCUUCUUUCUGGUCUUCACUAUUCGCUUCAGGAAAAACAGGAUCGUGAAGAUGUCCAGCCCCAAUCUGAACAUUGUGACCCUGCUGGGCAGUGGCUUGACUUACGCUAGUGCAUACCUCUUUGGGAUUCAGGAGCAGAGCCUGCCCUCUGGAGACUCGGUGGAAAAGCUUAUUCAAGUGCGGCUCUGCUUGCUGUGCGUGGGGACCUCCCUGGUGUUUGGCCCUAUCCUGGGGAAAAGCUGGAGGCUGUACAAGGUGUUCACCCAGAGAGUGCCAGACAAGCGGGUGAUUAUCAAGGACCUCCAGUUGCUGGCGAUGGUGGCAGCACUGGUGCUGGCAGACACUGUGUUACUCUUAACAUGGGCAUUCUCUGAUCCAGUCCAGUGUUUCCGAAGCCUCAGCGUCUCACUGCGGGCGACAGAGAAAGGCAUGACCUGCUCAGUGAACCGCGUGCAGUCCUGUGCAUCUCUUUAUUCCGAUCUUUGGCUCGUUCUCAUUUUAGGGUUUAAGAGUAUCCUCCUGCUGUAUGGGACCUACUUGGCCGGUCUGACGGACAACGUCAGCUCCCCGCCAGUCAACCAGUCCUUGACGCUCAUUGUUGGGGUCAACCUUGUUUUCCUGGCUGCCAGCACAGUCUGCUUAGUUCAUCGCUUCUUCCGCGCUUGGCACAACUUGGUGUUUGGUUUUACCUCUGGAGGCAUCUUUGUGUGUACAACCACAAUCAACUGCUUCAUCUUCAUCCCACAGCUCAAGCAGUGGAAAGCCUUUGAAGAGGAAAGCCCAACCGUGAGCCACAUGGCGAAAUAUUUCAGCAGCCCGAGCAGGAGCUGCCGCUCGGUGUACAGCGAGGAGCAGCUCUACCAGCUGAUAGGGGAGAAAAACUCCAUGAAGCGGCUGCUCACAGAGAAAAAUGCUGUGAUCGAAAGCCUGCAGGAGCAAGUAAGCAGUGCCAAGGAGAAGCUGAUGAGGCUGAUGUCUGCGGAGAGCUGCGACCCCCACGUGCCGUCGGCAGCUCCCUGUGCCCAGAGUGUGGGGAUGCACGAGGAUGUGCCGGGGGGCUGCUGCCCUCCAGAGCUGCAGCAGGAUGGGUGGCAGUCUCCCCACUUGCUGAGUACACCACCUUUCUGCAGCAAUGCCCAGGACCUCCAGAAACAUGCGAGCCAGGAGCCUGUUUGCUCUCAGAUGCUGCUUUUUGACACAGAGGGUGGCCUUGAACGUGGCCUGAAAGACACCGGGGAGCACGGGACACCUGCAGGGCAGGGGCAGCCUCUGGAGCAGCUUCCCAGCCAGGACGUAUCAGCUGGCGUGGCCUGGGAGUCGUCCCCCAAAGUCAGCUAUGUGAGCCGUGAGAAGCUGUGGGAAAUCUUGCAAGAGCUGAGCCUGGAUGGCAAAACCUACAGCCCAGCCUUACUGGAGGGGCCCUCACGUGGCAGCCCAGGCCUCCCAGCUGAGCAGGGAGGAACGUGGGGAACCCAGGGGGGCUACCCAGGCAUCCACAGGGCCCUAAGCCCCUACCUGGCAAGGCGACGGCGGAGAAUCCCGCUGCCCACCACCUCUUCCCGCUUCUCUGGACACGUGUCCUCUCGUGCCAGCCACGGGGUGAAGGAGGUGGGUGGCUGGGGCCGUGGGGAGUUGGCGCAUAUCUCCCUGGGGAGGGAAGGGGAAAUGGCUGGCAGGGAGCUCCUUCAACCACCAGCACCAUCUCCUCCAGCCAUCCCCAUUUCCAGCAAGGUCUCCCUCCAGCCAGAGGGAUGGCCAGGCUGGCCUGAGUCCCAGGUGGCUUCUCCAUGCCUCCCACGGGAGCAGCGGCGGUGGCGGGGCACCCUGAGGGGGCCUGGUGAACCCUCCCUGCGCUCUCUGUACUAUUACCCGGACUCUGACUCCAGCAGCAGCAGCAGCAGCUCUGAGGAGAUGUUUCAUGGCUGCCACCGGCCCUGCUGUGACGUUUGCUUCCAGAGCCCGCGCGGCUCCCUGGGCAGCAGCAGCACAGACACAGACACGGAGCCCAGUAGCUGUGCAGUCCACCACACAGGGCACCACAGUGGGGCCCAGACCGUGGUGAAUUUCAAAGAAGAUCUGAAACCCACCUUUGUGUGA